ACUCAAGUAGGCCCAUCCCAACUGCAUGCUCAGCUAGCUGAGCUCCGAGCCCGCCGUUGGCUUCUUCAAUUUAAAUGCCAGGCCCUCUCGCCGGUGAAUUCAGACCACCAACAUCACGUUCUGCACUCUGGCUGUUCCAUUUCAAGCUUUCUUCACCAUGGCUUUCUUGGGGAGAUUGAUUCUUUCUGCGCUUAUCGGGAUCCUCUGCUUCCAUGGCUUCUGCCUCUCUGAGAUGCCUCCCAAUUAUUCCUUUAUGCAAGAGGCGAUAUCUGCACCUGCAAUCUCCCACUAUGACUACAUAAUCGUGGGUGGAGGGACAGCAGGGUGCCCACUAGCAGCGACCCUUUCUCAGAGGUUCAAGGUGCUACUGAUAGAAAGAGGAGGCUCCCCAUAUGGCAACGCCAACAUAACAAAUCUCGGGUCUUUUGGGGACACCCUCUCCGACCUGUCCCCCGACUCGCCUUCCCAGAGGUUCAUCUCAGAAGAUGGUGUCAUAAACGCCAGAGCCAGAGUCCUGGGAGGCGGCAGCUGCCUGAACGCCGGGUUCUACACCAGGGCCGGCCGGGAAUACGUCGAGCAAGUCGGCUGGGACGGGGCCUUGGUGAACCAAUCUUAUGAGUGGGUAGAGAAGAUUGUGGCCUUCGAGCCCCCCAUGCUUCAAUGGCAGUCUGCUGUAAGAGAUGCCCUUCUGGAAGUUGGGGUGUUGCCUUACAAUGGCUUCACCUUCGAUCACCUGUAUGGCACCAAAGUGGGAGGCACCAUCUUCGACAAGGACGGCCGCCGGCACACCGCUGCCAACUUGCUCGAGUAUGCCAACCCCAGCGGCCUCACCGUUCUGCUGCAUGCUACUGUUUCCCGCAUACUGUUCAGAACUAAAGGGAAGGGAAGGCCCGUAGCUCACGGAGUGGUGUUUAGGGACUCAAAGGGGACCCUGCACCGGGCGUAUCUCAAUGAUGGGACCCAAAAUGAGAUCAUCUUGUCCGCAGGAGCCAUUGGCAGCCCACAGCUGCUAAUGCUCAGUGGCAUCGGUCGAGCACAGAGUCUGAAGUCCCAGGGGAUCGGAGUGGUGGUUGAUCAGCCGCUGGUGGGUCAAGGAAUGGCCGACAACCCCAUGAACGCCAUCUACAUCCCGUCGCCGUUGCCGGUGGAGGUUUCCCUGAUUCAGGUGGUUGGCAUCACUCACUUCGGAAGCUACAUUGAAGCUGCUAGUGGCGCCAAUUUUGCUUACCCUUCUGCCUCCUCGGGCACACCUAGAAGGGACUUUGGCAUGUUCUCUCCUAAGACAGGUCAGUUGGGCAUAGUCCCACCCAAGGAAAGAACGCCAGAAGCCAUAGCCAAGGCCGUGGAAGCCAUGGAGAGCUUGCAGGACUCCGACUUCAGGGGCGGCUUCAUUCUCGAGAAGAUCCUGGGCCCUCUAUCCACAGGACAUCUUGAGCUGAAAGACAGAAACCCUGACAGCAACCCAAGAGUCACUUUCAACUACUUCAAGGAGCCUGAGGAUCUGAAAAGAUGCGUGGAUGGAUUGAACACUAUAACCAGAAUGGUAGAUUCCAAAGCCUUUCAGAAGUUCAGGUAUCCAUACAUCACAGUGGGGCAGAUGAUAAACAUGACCGUCAACUUCCCUGUCAACCUCAUUCCCAAGCAGGCCAACGACUCCUCCUCCAUGGAGCAGUACUGUAAGGACACUGUCAUGACCAUCUGGCACUACCAUGGAGGAUGCCAAGUGGGUAGGGUUGUCGACCAUGACUACAAAGUCCUUGGAGUUGAUGCUCUUAGAGUCAUCGAUGGCUCAACUUUCAAUGCUUCACCUGGUACAAAUCCGCAGGCCACAGUUAUGAUGCUUGGAAGAUACAUGGGGCUGAAGAUUGAGAGAGAAAGGCUUGGUAUGCAUGGGAGCAACUAGAAAUACAUUACCGAGUUUAGUGAAUGUUUCAGUUGAAGAUGCCUUCAAUAAGAAAAAUUGAAGGAAAUGUAUUCUUCUUUUCCAGUUGUAUUUUGUACUGUGAAGGAGUUUUUGAAAAAUAAAAAUAUGAUGCGUUUGUA
Molecule: messenger RNA, 2043 nt
Organism: Nymphaea colorata (pocket water lily)
Lineage: Eukaryota; Viridiplantae; Streptophyta; Magnoliopsida; Nymphaeales; Nymphaeaceae
Product: protein HOTHEAD
Exons: 5
Coding region: 158-1903 (581 amino acids)
Molecular function (GO): oxidoreductase activity, acting on CH-OH group of donors; flavin adenine dinucleotide binding
Source: RefSeq, a predicted model, not a curated record